This is a messenger RNA of Marmota flaviventris (yellow-bellied marmot), 384 nucleotides long. Lineage: Eukaryota; Metazoa; Chordata; Mammalia; Rodentia; Sciuridae. The record is from RefSeq and is a predicted model, not a curated record.
AUGUGGCUUUAUUUUUCUGAAGAGAAGGACAUUAGAAGUAACCUGUGCAUUGUUGCCCACCAGCUCCAUCUGAUCCACUGGAACUCCACUCUGUUUGGCAGCAUCGACGAGGCUGUGGGGAAGCCGCACGGAAUCGCCAUCAUCGCCUUGUUCGUUCAGAUAGGGAAGGAACAUGUUGGGCUCAAGGCUGUGACUGAGAUUCUCCAGGAUAUUCAGUAUAAGGGGAAGUCCAAGACAAUACCCUGCUUUAAUCCUAACACUUUAUUACCAGACCCUCUGCUGCGGGACUACUGGGUGUACGAAGGCUCUCUCACCAUCCCGCCUUGCAGCGAAGGUGUUACCUGGAUAUUAUUCCGAUACCCUUUAACUAUAUCCCAGCUACAG